CUUGUUCUUAAUUUUUUUGUUGUUGUUAUCCUUUAUAAAAUGAAUGAACGAAAUAAGGCUGAUACGUCAGACACUUUAGCAUCUGCUCAUCUUGAAGAUAAUUCAGUCAACAAGAUGCUUGAUGAAAUAUCGUUGGACCACUCUUCCAGUGACAACAAUAACGACAGGAUGUAUAUACCAGAGACUAAUUCAAAAAAUAACUAUGACCAGUUCUUUGAAGAAGUAUCUCUUGAUUUACCAAGAGACAACACUCAUAAUUCACCUUCCAAAUUUAUGAAGUUCAUGCCUCGGCGUUCGCCGCCAUUAGAGAACAAUGACACAAAUAUGACCAUCACAAGUUCAGAUAUAUCCGGUCCUUUUUAUUCAAUAUCGGAUGUCUUGGAUGAUACGUCAACGUCAACCACUACAGCUGCUACAGUUGCUGCUGUUGCUGCAGCCGCUGCAUCAACAAAUGUUCAAGAGGACAAUGGACGUUCUCGUGGAGCACGACGUAACGUCAAUGAGGCAGAAGUUAUUGUGACAUCUGGUGGUACUUCAAUAAGUCCCAAGACGAAAACAAACUUGAAUCCAUUUAAGCGAAGCAAGAUCAACCAGAAACCAUCACUCUUGGAAACAGUUAUAUCCAAAACACGCCCUCGGACACUUCCGCCAAAAGAUCCACAGGAGGAAAAGAAGCAUCUUCAGGAAUACCAAGCCAUGAUGAAAAAGGCAAAGAAAAUGGAAGCCAAAAAGCAAAAGGAACUGUCGAAAAAGCGAGAAGAGAAGGACAAAAAGAUGACACAGGCAAUACAGAUGUGGGAAACAGAUAUUUUCCCCAAAUGGCACUUGCGCUUUCACGAUAAGCGGACAAUUACGUUGUGGGAUCAAGGCAUACCGCCACGUUGCAGGAAAAAAGCGUGGAAGCUAAAGAUCGGAAACGAACUGAAUGUGACAAAGACAACGUUUACAGACUGUCUAAGGCGUGUUCCUAUUUCGUCCAUGCGAAAGACAAGACGGAAUAAGCAGCCAUUACCUGAUACCUACACUGAUAUUAAUGAUGCAUCGUUUUAUAAACCACGCAAGAGAACAAGCAGUCUGGACGUGUUACGUGAAAAAAAGGACGAUGAACAUUCAUUUGAAAGUGUUGAUGAAGUAAAGUACGACGAAUCUAGCCAGGAUGAAGAAAGUACGGAGGAUAGUGAGUCAGGAGGAAGACCUGCAAUGGAAUUAAAUGCUCAAUUUGAUGACAUUAAUGCUCAUAAUAUUCAAGUCUAUGAUGAGGACGACGACGAUGAUGACGAUGAUGACGAUAACGAUGACGACGACAUGGAUGAAAAUGAUACAGACAGCUUCCUCUUGGAUGAUGAUACCACAAAUGAUGAUGGCGACGAAAAUAGACUUAUUGUUAAUCCAACAGUUAUCAACUUUUUGAACAAGGCAAUAGACGAAGAUAUACUAAGAACACUUCCAAGUCUUUGCGUAUUUCAACCUGAUGGGCCCCUCUUUAGCUCGUUAAGGAAAGUGCUACAUGCCUAUGUUGGCUACAGGCCCAGUUUAACUUAUCCAAGAGGAACCUCUUUUCUAGCAGGCAUGCUUUUAUUAAACAUGAACACACAAGAUUCGUUUACAUCGCUUGUCAACCUGAUUAGUAAAAGUGAUGUUUUAUCUGCACUUUACAGCUCUGAUGAAAGGAAAAUUCAAGGCUUUUUCAAAAUAUUUAAUGUCAUCUUUGCCGAAAACUUCCCCAAACUAUAUCUGCAUUUCAAGAACUUGACCCUCACACCAGAGAAUUACCUUCCUGACUGGUUCAUGACUAUCUUUGCAUCGAUCAUUCCUCUGGAACUAUCAUCUAGGCUAUGGGAUAUCUAUCUGAUGCACGGAGAUAUCAUCCUUUUUCGAACAGGUCUUGUGGUUCUAAAGUAUCUCGAACCACUGCUCUGGGGAAGUGGGUUUAGCGAAACAGUCAGGAUUUUGAACAUGGGCUUCAUUGGCGAAAAUAGAGGAGAAGAGGUCAAGGCGGCAGUCGCUGUGAGUGGGCAUAUUACAGAAGGAGAUGACGAUCCGUUCUUUGAUGAAAUAUUAGGCAAAAAGGGUGUACAAUUGGAUGAUCAUAGAUUUAAAGAAUUAUUAGGAGCACAUAUGCCACGAACAAUGUAAAGAAACACCUGUAAUAAAGAAUAUAUAUAUACUUUCUUGAAUACAUCUACGCGUUGGAUAUGAUCUUAUCCUAAAGGUUUUAUAAA
Messenger RNA from Rhizopus microsporus ATCC 52813, 2222 nucleotides. Its product is annotated as RabGAP/TBC. The transcript is spliced from 5 exons. Bases 40 to 2136 code for a protein of 698 amino acids. The record is from RefSeq and is a predicted model, not a curated record. NCBI's taxonomy places the organism in Eukaryota, Fungi, Mucoromycota, Mucoromycetes, Mucorales, Rhizopodaceae.